Molecule: messenger RNA, 504 nt
Organism: Mucor velutinosus
Lineage: Eukaryota; Fungi; Mucoromycota; Mucoromycetes; Mucorales; Mucoraceae
Product: fimbrin
Exons: 1
Coding region: 1-504 (167 amino acids)
Source: RefSeq, a predicted model, not a curated record
AUGAAGCUCUUUAUAGCCACCUUACUCUCCUUUUUGCUUUCUAUCAUCACUUUGGCAAGCGCUGUUGACAGACCAACAGCCUCAUUGCCUGCUGUUUCUGGCGGUAUUGUGUGUGCCAUGUCAUUAUGUCCAACUGCAACAUUAAGCAAGAGAGAUUUAACAUGCCCAGCUCAUUGUAAGGAUAACUGCAAGAUCAUUGAUGAUCAAUGCUGUCCUGGUGUUCAAAAGGCUGUUUGUAAUAAUAGCAGUGAUGCAAGCUCUGCUGUCGAGUCAUCUACAGCCGUAGCUACUCCAACUGCAGUCAGCAGCAGCAGCAGCAGCAGCAGCAGUAGCAGCAGCUCCAUUAUCAGCACAUCUUCCAGCGUCGCAUCGUCCUCUGCCCAACCAACACCAUCUUCUGCUGCUGGAAACACUGCAUCUAGCAGUGCUGUGGUAUCUUACAAGGUGGUCCUGUCAUCCUUUGUAUUGGUCUCUAUCAUCACUUUGAUUGUAAAUGCUUUGUAA